Molecule: messenger RNA, 1276 nt
Organism: Prorocentrum cordatum
Lineage: Eukaryota; Dinophyceae; Prorocentrales; Prorocentraceae
Source: the annotation of a GenBank genome assembly
AGGCGCCACUGAGCACCCGGACUGGUUUCCGGGGGACGUGGGCCAGUACACCGCCUGGGACUUCCAGUCGCUGCUGCACCAGCUCGGCGUGGCCCAGUGCACGCUGCCCUGCGCCCCGGAGCACGCCGACGUCGAGCGGCAGCAGCACGCGCUGGGGCUCCUGCAGAUGGGCGAGGCCCAGGCGCACGGCUUCGGCGCCGCCGAGCUCGAGGAGCUGCUGGCGAGCACGGGGGCGUCCGACGGCCCGGCCACCGCCGCGGGCGCGUCCGACUGCGAGGACGCGGCGGAGGGCAGCCUUUGCCAUCACUCCGUGGCGUGGCUGCUCGAGGGUGGGUUCGCGAAGCACCCCGAGUGGUACCCAGGAUUAUCCCGACACGCCCUUCCAGGACGUCCAGAUGAUGCUCCACUCCCUCGGGAAGGGGGGCUGCAGGAAGCCGUGCCAGAAGGCACUCAUCGUGCCCGACGGCCAGUAUACCAGGCGCGGAGCAGUCGCGCAACCUCCGCACAACGUCUGUGGCGAUGCGGCCCCAGGUGGCCGGUGCUCGAACUCCAUGAAGUGGCUGAGGAAUUUCGGCUUCGAUCGGCACCCCGACUGGUACCCGAGCCUCGGGCCUGGGUCCACCGACAGGGAGAUGCAGGCCGUCUUGCACCAGCAGGGCAAGGCCCAGUGCCCCAAGCCGUGCUCGGAGCGCGGCGCCGGCGACGCGCUCGAGGAGCCCGCCGCGGCGGCGGAGCCGGCGGCGGAGCCCGAGCGCCAGAGGGCGGCGAAGCUCGCCUGCAGCAGCGCCGAGGAGGGCUCGGCUUGUUUCGACGAGGUGGUGGCCCAGAUGGCGGGGGUCAGGGAUCACCCAGAGCGGUACCCGGGCAUCACGAACACCUCCAGCUUCGAGGAGGUGCAGGAAAGCCUCUUCGACCGCAUGCUGGCGGGCUGCACCAGGCCAUGCCCCGCAGUGCACUCGGCACGGGUGCUGGCCGACGGCGGCUCUAGGAUGAAGAAGCCAUAUGGGGACAUGACGAUGGGGGAGCUGAAGGCCUACAUGGACGGCGAGUGGGACGGCAUGAUCGACGCCGCGGCCUGGAACGCCACGUCGACCACGGCGGCGGUGCACACCGCAGAGGCCGCCGCCCUGCCCGUGGAGGACGGCCUGGAGGCGCACGCGGAGCCCGCCGAGGCCUCGGCCGGCGAGCGCGCCGCGGCGACCACGGCGGCCGAGGGCGCACCCUCGCCAGAGGUGGACCUGGAGCCUCCCGUGAACGAGUCCGCCGCGGAGCUGGU